AUGUCGCACUUCAUCACGUGCUGGUGUCUUUUUGGCAUUGGAGCACCCCUUGCAACUGCAGAGGUUGCUUUAAGAUUUGCUCAUGACUCCACGAGUGCAGAUCUUGAACUUGGUUCGAAGAAGACAGGCUGCAUGAUCACCACAGAGAGCUUUAAAUUGACCUGCCAAGCUCCUGGCGACACCGCUUCUUCGCCGGGGGACAUACCAAACGUGAUGAAGUUCAUGAUUGAUUGCAAGGACAUGGACAUGGACGCUGCCUUUGAGGAAAUCGCUGUGUAUAGCGCCCCCGUGUGUGCCAAAGUCGGAUCCUUGACUUAUCAUGGGGAGGGUGUUGAUGCCAACACUUGCACUCAAACUGUGAAGAACCAGUAUGACUGGCAGAUGGAGGUGGUGGCUUCCAGUGAGAAUCGGCACCAAGUGCAUUGGAAAAGCCGUAAGAGUGAACUUGGACCGUCCAAGUAUCGCUCCAGUGUGCUGGUCAGCGACGAAAGGCUGAGGGAGUUGAGCGAUCGUCCAAGGCAAACGGAUGCUUUGAUGGUCUAUGAAAUGGCACGCUUUGAGCCCAAACUCCAGAGCGCUUAUUGCGAGAGCCUCCCCCAGAGAGACCUCCGACUUGACAUGUAUCUCUGGAAAGUGGAACCACCCAGCCCCAAGCGUCGAAGUUAUUUGCAAGACUUGGAAGAAGCUGUGAACUACAUGGAAAUCCAGGUCAACGUAGACGAGCUUCCCAAUGAGACCAAGACCAUUGAGGCCACUGUGCAAUACUCACUGCCUCUCUUUGUCCCAAUGAAAUUCUUUGAGCAGAAGUACAUGACCAAGAUCUUGCAUCUUCCUGUGGAUAUGAGUUCCCACAUUCGUCUGGAACAGUGGCGGACAGGCACCUCGUCCUCCAGGCACAACCUGCUGGAUUGCUUGGUCCUCUCGGGCGUCCGGCUGAAGGUGAUUCAAGAUGAGCAAGCCUUGACGUCCACCCUCAGCUGCCCCCUUUGUGCAGCUCCGGCGGAGACGACGGCCACGCACCGGGUGGAGGCGUUACAGGCAGUGGCGGCCACCAAGGCAGGUCGCCGGAGCGUCGAGUUGAGCAUGAGUCUCGAGUUGUCACGAUCUCAAGCGUCGGUCUCGGCCAGCUGCUGGACACCGAACCUCACCACCCGGCCCGACUGGCGUUGGGGCACACGCGCCGCGACUCGUGCCGCCGCGACUCCACGGAGAUGCGAAGAAAAGGAGCCGGCUCCUUUUGCUCCGGCACCUGAGGAGCAGCUGCUGCUCCAACUCCGAGUGCUGGCAGCCAAAGGUAUCGCCCAGUACAUGACUGAGCGCCCCUGUCAAAACGUGGUGGUUCUCUGCGGCGCUGGGAUGUCAACCUCCGCUGGGCAUCUCGCCGAAGACGGGUCUGGCAGACGGAGGAUUCCCGACUUCCGAACUCCGGGCAGUGGUUUGUACGACAACCUGCAGCGGUUUAACCUCUCUCAGCCGGAAGACAUUUUCGACCUCGAGUUCUUCAAGCAAGAGCCAGGUCCCUUCUACGAGCUUUGCAAAGAGCUUUGGCCUGGGACGUACCAACCUACCUUGGCGCAUCACUUCAUCCGCUUGCACUUCAGCAGAGGCGUGCUGCGCAGGUGCUACACGCAGCGACCGGGCAGCGAUCGCGCGGCGACGAUGUUGAGAACAUGGGACACAUGGGAUUUUGCAGAUGAUGUAGAGGGCUAUCCCUAUGCAACGAAUGACUUGCCGGUGCAACUGGCUGCGCUUCCUGAGGAUUCCUUAGAGCGACAAGCUGGCGUGAGCCCAGAGAAGAUCGUGGCCGCGCAUGGCAACAUGGACGAAGCUCACGUCCUGGGCACCCAAAGAGUCGUGGACAUCGAAGAAUUCAGGCACGCCGUGUUCAAGGGCGACGACGCGUGCCGCAAGCUUGCAGAGAUCCAUGGCGGAUGGGUGACGCUUGGCAGCCAGGGACUGAACGGACCAGGGGUGAUGAACGGGUUCAGGAAGCCUCGCGUGGUGCUCUUUGGGGAAGACCUGCCGGACCGCUUCUGGAGCCUGCAGGACGAGGGCGGCGGAACAAACUCGUUCGCCCGAACGAGCUUCCAGGACAUGCUGAUCGUGAUUGGUACAUCACUGGUGGUGGAGCCCUUCGCCAGCUUGGUGGGCAAAGUCUCUCCAAGCGCCCCAAGGCUCCUCAUCAACAGGGAGCCCUCGGGCACAUGCGACCGGCUGCAUUUCGGCUUCCGCUUCCUGCUGUCAAACACCUCGAACUGGCGCGACGUAUGGUUCGAAGGAGGCUGCGACGAGGGCUGCCAGGCACUGUGCGACGCCCUCUCGUGGGAGCUCAGAUCUCAGGAAGAGUGA
Durusdinium trenchii is the source of this 2349-nucleotide messenger RNA. The record is from the annotation of a GenBank genome assembly. Lineage: Eukaryota; Dinophyceae; Suessiales; Symbiodiniaceae.